AGCCCCUGACGAAGCUGGAGCGAGGCUGCGGGACGCGACGGACCCGGAGCGAGGCAGCUGCUGCAGGAUCAUCGUCCUCCUCCUCCUCCUCCUCAUCAUCCUCCCGCCGUGCGGCUGAUUGCGUGCCCUCACCUGUGACACCGGCUGGAAGGAGGUUUCCGGGACGUCAGGAUGAAGAUGAACAUGUAACAAUAGAAGCGUCGCUACUGGACUCCAGCGUUAACACUGAUAAAUAAACCGAAGGCGGUGUGAAUGAUCGGGACUAAUGGACUUAUUCUCAGCAUCUCCUGAGGGUGCAUGAGGAAAACCAACAGGGGAACACCAGCUGCUUCAGGCUAAUUAAACCCCGUCCUGCUCCGCGGUUCACCAGAGAUCUUAUUAAUUUGCUGCUGAUUUACUGUGUGAUUUCUGCCGCUGUGCCCCCUCCUUCGCCCUCCGGCCUGUGGGAAACGCCGCCGCUCAGCUCAAUCUGCCGCGACGACGCCAUGUGAUCGUCCUCGGCACUUAGAAAUCGAACCAGUCCGACCUUCCGAACGCUCCCCCCCCGCUUCCACGAUGGGCGACGCCAACUACUGGGUGGCCGACUACGACCCGUCCACGCCGGCGCCGCCCGGCUUCGCCCGCGGCCCGCCGGCGCUGCACCCCGUGGCGGCGCCGCCGGAGCAGGGCGCCGUGUGCUUCGUGGGCCUCCUGGUGCUGCUGCUGCUCUUCCUGGUGGUCCGCUGCGUCCGCAUCCUGCUGGACCCCUACAGCAGCAUGCCCAGCUCGUCGUGGACAGACCACCAGUCCAAGUCCGGCCUGGAGAGGGGGCAGUUCGAUUACGCGCUGGUGUGACAGCGCGGCGACGAGGAGGUACUGACCUCCCGUUGUAGAUAUUUGUCGUCUUAGGGGAGGAAUUCAGCGACAUAACGCAAGCUGCACACUGUCUAAGCAAGCCCCAGUCUAACACACAACACAGAGAUGUGACUGGAGCCUUUUUAGUGACAAACACCGGCGGAGGAUGACAAUCCGCCUCCCAGAAUCACAUUAUGGCUCCUGUUCAUCACGUCAGAUUGUGAGGCUCUAAUGAUUUUACGAACCCCAGAGUUGAAUUACAACCAGAGAGCGGAGCGGCUGCAAAAAGCUUCCGAUUGAAUGACAGGGAAAUGGGAAAAGUUUAAAGCGGACAUAAAAAAGGAUUUCAGCAUCGCCAGUGUAGCGGAUCCGGAAACGAGGCCGUAAACGCCGCGUUGAUUUGCUGUAACGUGACCUUUAUGGACGUUUUAGCCGCUUCGCGUCUAGAAGAUGUCAACCUAGUUUCUCAGAAGCUCAAAACCUUGCGUGGUUGUUUUCCAAAUGAUCCUCAGGUAAAAUGCUUAACCAAAGCCCCUUUAGAGGGUACGCUGUAUCUUUAUUUCAGCCCUUGCUGCUAUUUGUAUCAGUCUAUUUCUUCUAAAUUCAUUGUGUUCUCAGUCUCCAUUCCACCUUAAACCCUAAUGUUAAUAAUACAUAACCAUUGUAUUUGGGGUUUUGCUCUCCCAUCCCUUUAAGAGGCUUAUGAGGCUCAGCGUGGAGGCUCACAGUGCUGACCGAGUUAUGUGUCAUAUUAAGUUAUGAUUAUUAAAAGCGUGUACACCAAUUUCCUCCCCCUAAUCCUUUUUGCCUCCGCGCCCCGUCCAGUGCAGCCAAAUCUCUUCAACAGUGCCUGUAGGAAUAUGAGAAGAGCUGAUAUUGAUUUUAUUAGAAUUAUAUUUCUGCUCCUUUUGCCACUUGUUUUAUAAUAUAACAUUUUGCCCUUAAUAUACUAAAAAGCCCUUUUGAAAAACAACUUUAGUUCAAUUUCAACAUUGUUCCAUGUUCUACUUUCCUGAAUAGAGCUAUUUUCCUAAUGUUUCUUUAAAGUGGCAUUUUUUUAUUGAAGUAAAAGCUUUUGUCUUGUCCUGGUUUCCAUUGCAGUCUAAUUGCUCCACACAUCUGCAAAACACACACUACAAGCCACUUCAAACCCAGCAAUAUCUGACCUCACGCUGUCUCUCAGGUCAAUAGUGAGAAGAGUUAAAGCAACUUGAUCAAUCAAAUAAUCUAUCGGAGGCCCGUAAAGAGACAAGCCAAGUUAAUUUACGGGGUAGAUUGCCUCCGCUGAUGAAAUACAAUCUCAUCAACACUGCGAAGCACCAGCUUCAUUAUCUGUGGUGUUUUUUUUUUCAAAACAGCCACAUCAAUAACCACAAUAAGAAAAUUAAAAGCACUAAACAAGGUUUUGUGACACUUGAAGUGAUUUAAAGUCACACCUCAGAUGCUGCUCUUCAUGCAUGCCGGGAUGACUGAUCAGCAGCAACCUCUGCUGGAGGCUUUGGGAACUGCAACUCCAUCAGAGGCCGAUAUUUCUGCUUUCCAGCGAAAUGCCUGUAUUUUUUCAUUAAUAAAUUUGUUUCAAACACUUUUGCCAUUAUCUAGUGACACUACCACCGAUCUUAGCUCUACUUUUUAUGUUUUAAUACAUUCUAAGACCAGACAAACAGGUGACGUGGUAAGUGUUGCUGACUGGACCCAAACAGGCCUCUACACUGUGCAGCUGAUCAGACUCACACGGUUGGAGAUGCACCAGCACCUCAUUAGUCCAGCGAUUUCCAGGUCACGUUUGUGCUUCAGCGGGUUCUGACAAUGUGCUUCCCAGAAAAAAAGCAGGAGUUGUCAGAGCUCAUCACUUUGUCUUUGGUGCAACCACACACACAUAAUGUACAACCACACACGAACAAAUGCCUCAACACAUACAUGUGCACACAAAUCUUCAAAAAAAGCAGGCACACUAAAAAAAACCUGAUGGUGGAUAUUUUAAUGUGUACAAAAGUCAUAUUCCUGUUGUAAUUCAAGAGAACUAA
Molecule: messenger RNA, 2861 nt
Organism: Betta splendens (Siamese fighting fish)
Lineage: Eukaryota; Metazoa; Chordata; Actinopteri; Anabantiformes; Osphronemidae
Product: cortexin-1-like
Exons: 2
Coding region: 556-834 (92 amino acids)
Source: RefSeq, a predicted model, not a curated record